Molecule: messenger RNA, 4147 nt
Organism: Anastrepha obliqua
Lineage: Eukaryota; Metazoa; Arthropoda; Insecta; Diptera; Tephritidae
Gene: 5-HT2A
Product: tyramine/octopamine receptor
Exons: 7
Coding region: 140-3424 (1094 amino acids)
Biological process (GO): chemical synaptic transmission; G protein-coupled receptor signaling pathway, coupled to cyclic nucleotide second messenger; serotonin receptor signaling pathway
Cellular component (GO): membrane; dendrite
Molecular function (GO): serotonin binding; G protein-coupled serotonin receptor activity; neurotransmitter receptor activity
Source: RefSeq, a predicted model, not a curated record
AUUUGUAUCACGAAAAUACAAAACUAAUCUGUGUAUAAUAAACGCGAAUAAAAUGACGAUUUCACCGUUUUUGCGCCACAUGAGACCAAAGAAGUGAGAGCCCACGUCAUACAGCGCCCUCCCACUGCUUUAUAAUGAAAUGGAUAUGCAACAAAUAUUUGGCGAUGGAUCAAGUAGUGCAUCACACACGACAUCAACAACAAUUCCAACAGCAAAUACCAAUAUCACCCAACCAUACAGCUGCCGGCUGGCAAAUACUGCGUGGACACAACUCUGGGAAGCAGACAUCUGGUGUGGGCCAAAACCAAACAUCAAAGACAGCACCAGUGACAGUGAUGUGGGCAGCAGCAGCAGCAAUGAUGGAGCAGCACAAAGUGUGCAAACCACAAACCCAACUGACGUUGACAACACUUACCCGCCAUCGCCGCUCACUCAAACCUAUCACUGCGUGCUCAGUCAAUUCAAUGCGGCGUUGCGUAGGGCGCGCUACAAAUGCCGGCCGAUCACGGCAAAUGAGGAGGAUGGAGAAGUUGAGGUGGAGAAAAAUGAUAUUGGCGAAGGACUCGCGGCAACGGUGUCCGAAACGUUGGGUGCCCCACGGGUGGACGGUGUCAAUUGCGUAAUGAAUACAGAAGUGAUGGUGCAACAGCUGCAGCAGCCGGUGGUCGAUUUUAAUUUGGCGCUCGUGCAAAAGCAGCCGGAACAACUACAGCAAUUACAAGAUGAUCCUCUUAGUCAUUUAGUUAAUAGUAUUAAUAUUAGUGAAGCAACAACAACUGCAACUUCAACAUGCAACGUAGUACAAAGUCAAACGCUGUACUGUGAUGAAUCAACGACAGCCACCAGCAUAUUGGAGAGCAGCAUGCAGACGGCAGCCACAGCAACAACCACUACAGCGAAUAUGUUUAAUACCACUGAUGCUGUUAAUGUGGCGACAAAUACAAGGAACGUAAACUUUGGUUCAAACAGCAGCAAUGAUUCUAUUUUAGAUGACUUUAUCUGUUACCUGCGCAUUCAAUACGAACAAAUAACCGCAUCACUUACACAAUCCCCCGCCUACCAUGCAUCGCUGCCUGCUGCAGCAUCUGAUGACUCGUUCCAGCAUAAUUUGACUGAUAGCUUAAGCGCCAGCAGCGAUUUCAGCCGCCAUCCAUUGAGUAGCGCUUGGCAGCAAUUCCUCAGUAGUAGUAGUAAUAGACUGAAUGCCAGUGAAUGGUUGCCACAAUUCGGCGCUCAACUGCUAAAUGCCACCACUGAACAAUUCAACCACAGUUGGCUAGCAGGUGCUUAUGAUGAUGAUGCGCUCUGGUCGUGGAAUGCCUUUGAUAUGCUGUUGAAUGGCAACAGCUCCGCCAUUAGUGAUGUUAGCACAGCGCAAUUCCCCCUAAGCAUCACCACCGAACAGCCAAGCAAAUCAGCAGCUUCAGUGUGGGGCCCACGCAACCUCAGCGUCGACUACUCGCUUGGCAAUAAGCUAUCGAAGCCGCGCGACUACGAGUGGAUUUUCCUUUGUGUCAUAUUUUUCAUAUUUGCCGGUGGUCUUGGCAACAUUCUUGUUUGUUUGGCUGUGGCACGCGACAAAAAAUUACAAAAUGUAACAAACUAUUUUCUCUUCUCGCUGGCGAUAGCCGACCUUCUAGUCAGCUUGUUCGUGAUGCCGCUGGGUGCAAUACCGGCCUUUUUGGGUUACUGGCCACUCGGCUUUGUGUGGUGUAAUAUUUAUGUGACCUGCGAUGUUCUUGCUUGCUCUUCGAGUAUCCUGCAUAUGUGUUUCAUCAGCCUUGGACGUUACUUGGGCAUACGAAAUCCGCUGGGAUCGCGACAUCGUUCUACUAAGCGACUGGCUGGUAUUAAAAUCGCCAUUGUCUGGGUGAUGGCCAUGAUGGUGUCGAGUUCGAUUACAGUUUUAGGCCUCGUAAACAAGCACAAUAUCAUGCCAGCACCGAACAUUUGUGUCAUAAAUAAUCGCGCCUUCUUCGUUUUUGGCUCGCUUGUCGCUUUUUAUAUUCCUAUGCUGAUAAUGCUGACUUCCUAUGCUUUGACUAUACCGCUGCUGCGCAAGAAAGCACGUUUUGCCGCUGAGCAUCCGGAAAGUGAACUCUUUCGGCGCUUGGGUGGUCGUUUCACCAUACGCCCGCAACACAGCCAGCAACAAUUGCAACUGCACAAUAACAGUAGCUUUCGCAGCAGUAGCAACAGUCACACCAGCUAUAGCAAAUAUUGUGUCAGCGACAGCAAUCGCAAUUUCAGCGCCAAUAAUCAUGGCAACAACGAAGUUAGCGUCGGAGGUAUUGACAGCAUUGGUAAUGAUGAUUAUGACAAACAAAGGAUGCAUGGAUUGCGACAUACAAACAAUGCGAAUUACUCAAAUGGCGGUAACAAUUCGGUAGGCUUGAGAGAAGUCACUGGUGGUGGUGGUGGCGGUGUUGGCAUCUUUGGCGGUGCUUUCCACAAUUGUCGUACGAGCUUUCGCCGCAGCACUAUACGUCAUUCAUCUUCGUCAUCUGUGCGCAUCAAAUCGCCAACACGCGACGCAGACCGGCUGCCGCAAUCACAAUCGGCACAGCACAGCGGCUACUGGCGCAACCACGGCAAUCCAAACAUCAUGGACAGUCACCCCAAUCGUCGUGCAUCAGUACGCGUGAGUGCAUCCCAACCGCAACUGGGUUACUUCACGAACGGUAGCACCGGUGGAAAUGCAAUGAUUGGUGGCAGCGGGAGCGGCGGUGGACUACGCAAGAAUGUCAUUAGCAGCAUCAGCGGUAGCACGGCCAACAAUAAUGGCAGCAGUAGUGCAUUGCUGUCACAACAACACGGCAACGCCACAUGUGAACAAAGCACCCAAACACCCGAGUCCAUAAUGCGUGAAACGAGACGCCACAAGUUAAAAGCAUUCAAGUUUUCGCUGAACAGUGUUCCAACGCCGACGCUGAAUUUGCGUUUCCUGAAUAAUCGCAACAAACGUAACAGCUUAUCCGCCAAUGCUGUCGCCACCGAGCAGAAGGCGACCAAAGUUCUCGGUCUCGUAUUUUUCACCUUCGUCCUAUGCUGGUCACCAUUUUUCAUAUUGAACAUCAUUUUCGCCGCCUGCCCCGAAUGUCAAGUGCCCGAGCAUGUAGUGGACACUUGCCUCUGGCUCGGCUAUGUCUCGUCAACAAUUAAUCCCAUAAUUUAUACAAUUUUCAAUCGAACGUUUCGUGCGGCUUUCAUUCGGCUACUAAAAUGCAAUUGCGAGCGCUCCGGACGCCAGUCGCGAUAUCGUUCCGUCACCGAAAGUCGUGGUGCAUUAAGUUUGUGUGCUCCUUCCGCCUUGCCACUGGCCAUUUCAUUCCAAGGUGCACCUUUGAUGACACCGUCAACCGCAAAUGCGACACCGUUAAGCGAUUUUCGUGGCAGCUAUACGAUCACAGAUGAUGAGUGCUAAAGUCGAAAGUGAUUGCCAGAGCGAACAACUAUUACACAUUGCAACCAAAAGCUACAGCACAAACACGAAUUCAAGUCAUUGAAGAAAGCAAAACUACCGCGUUAACGACCGAACGAAUAGAUAUGUAGUACUUGUUGUACACAGUUUUACGUAAAUAAUCAAUAUCUGGACAUACCUAGAAUCAUCCAUGAACAGAUAUGCAUAAGUAGUAGUAUGUAGUAGUACAGUAUGUAUGAGUGUUUGUAUGGUUGUGUGUGGUUUCGGUUGAUAUAGGAAAAGUUUAUGCAAACAUUUGUUAUACAUACACACACAUAAGCACGACUGUAAACACACUCACAAACACACACUUCCAGACACACACAGAGUCUCUUAAGGAUGAGUUGAUUAUUCGUGUGAUUCAUUCAGUUCGCGCGCAAUGGAGGUGUACGAUUGGUAAAGUUUUUCAAUUCAACUAGAAAUCAGAUGCUAUGGUUAGCAUUAAAAAAAAAUAAAUACGACUAAGUUCAUGUUUGGAAAUACAUUUUUUGUGUUUACCAAAAUUACUUUGGCUUCCUGAAUUUCAAACAGUGGGAUUGCUCAAAACUUCAUUGCAAAUCAGGAAGCCAAGCUAUUUAUCUCUCCAUAUUAAAAUACUUUUGUAACUAAGCAAAAAAAAAAAACGAAAAAUUAUAUUGAAAAAGUUUCUUUAGGAAACUUCUCAUUGCCUAGAGAGUACAUACAUGA